Messenger RNA from Vespa crabro (European hornet), 1896 nucleotides. RefSeq names its product protein deltex (gene dx). Gene Ontology annotation, molecular function: ubiquitin protein ligase activity; zinc ion binding. Gene Ontology annotation, biological process: protein ubiquitination; Notch signaling pathway. NCBI's taxonomy places the organism in Eukaryota, Metazoa, Arthropoda, Insecta, Hymenoptera, Vespidae. The transcript is spliced from 6 exons. The record is from RefSeq and is a predicted model, not a curated record. Gene Ontology annotation, cellular component: nucleoplasm. The coding region runs from base 315 to 1874 and encodes 519 amino acids.
CUGACCGUUUUGUGGUUUUAUGUUCGAUUGGUUUGCAAACGGGAUGAACGUCUAAUUUUUUUUUCUUUUUAGCAUUUUUUUUUUUAACGUCGACAUUAAGAAGUCGUAAAAUGUUUCUGAGACGUUUAUCGGAUUAAAAUAUUUGUGGUGAUUUUUUUUUUUUUUGCAAUAAAUUUUUAUCUUUUAAAGAAAAUAUCCCAUAAGUACUGCGAGUAAUAUCGUCGUAAAGUGGUCGUGGGAAACUUGAAAAUGUUCCCACGUUACUAUUGCAAUAGUGUGCGUAACGUGUGCGUGUGAAAUUCCUAAAUGUAAAGAUGAACGGUCACGGGCAAGAACACGGUCAUGCAGUAGUAGUUUGGGAAUGGGAAAAUCGUCAUGGACGAUGGAGACCUUAUAGCCCAGCAGUGUCUCAACACCUUGAAAGAGCUCAUUGUAAAAAACUUACAAGGGUCUUCCUAAACGAUGCCGAUCCUAAUUUGGAAAGGUAUUAUAUCAAUUUGAAGACCAAGAUGCAAUGCAGUGAUGAUGGAGAUGAGACGCAUAAUGUAAGAAGAAAAUUUUAUCAUCCUGUAUCGCCAGCAGGGAAAGGUGCCAAAUGGGAAUGGGCUGGAGAUACUGAUGAUUGGCAUACUUAUGAUAUGGAAGUACAGUGUCUUAUUGAAGAAGCCUGGGCACGUGGUGACAAGACUAUUGAUGUUUCUAAGACUUAUUUAGGUUUUCCAUAUAUCAUCAAUUUUUGUAAUCUUACUCAAGUUCGUUGUUGUACCGGAUAUGUAAGACCUAUUCGUCGUGUUCAACAAGCUCCUUAUCCAUUGGUUAAAGUUGCCCUAGAAGAAUUACAAAUUGCUACUGGAAAAAAAGGUGCUUCUGUGACUGUUAAAAGUUCAAGUAAAAUGAUCCAUAAGAAAACAUCUAAUAGUAGCAGCAAAAAGAACAAUAAAAAAAGCAAAAGUGGAGAUACAGGCCCUUCGAAUAUUGCAAGAGUUAUAUUAAAUAAUUUUAACAUAUUUAGUAACAAGCAUAACAUUGACAAUAAUGAUUCCAUUACAACUGUUGAAACUCCUGAUAAAACAAAAACAUGGGACAGCGUUUUGGACGUAGAUUCCAGUAGUACAAAGAGCGGUCGUAGACCUAGCGUUGAUACUGUAUCAACAUAUUUGAGCCAUGAAAAUCCUGUGGAUUUGCUAGACAGCAGUAUGGGAAGUGAUGAUGCAUUCAAAGAAUCUAAUUUUGGUGUAGAUACAACAACGGAUGUAAUAUCUCAGUAUGUAAAAGUAGUUGAAAGUGAUGAUUCCGAUUCAUGUCCUGUAUGUUUAGGCAGUCCUGAACCUCUGACAGUAGAAUUAACUCGUUGCAAACAUAGAUUACAUUUAGCAUGUUUAAAUGCAAUGCUCAGUUGUCAACAACCACCUAUGUACAUACAAUGUCCAGUGUGUAGAUUAAUAUAUGGAGAAAAAAGGGGUAAUCAACCACCAGGUACUAUGAACUGGACAAGGAUACCAAGAUCUUUACCUGGUUUCCCAAAAACUAAUACAAUACAAAUAACAUACGACAUUCCAUCUGGAGUUCAAGGAUCAGAACAUCCAAAUCCUGGCCAAGCAUAUUAUGCCGUUGGUUUUCCAAGAGUUUGUUAUUUACCAGAUAAUAAUUUAGGUCGUAGAGUAUUAAGACUGUUACAAAUUGCAUUUGAACGAAGACUGAUAUUCACAAUUGGACGAUCUAUUACUACCGGGCGUGAAGAUGUAAUAACAUGGAAUGAGAUUCAUCAUAAGACUGAAUUAGGUCCAUCUACGUCUGGUCAUGGUUAUCCUGACACAAGUUACCUCGAAAGAACUCUAGCAGAGUUGGCAGCUCAAGGUGUAACAGAUGGAUAAUAUAUAUUAAAGUUACAUUAUA